UAAGACGGAGGAGGAAAUGAGCGAGGCCAUUCCGCGGGGACUCUUAACAGAACCGGGAGGAAGCGCUUCAGCCAUGGCUCAGGCAGACAUCGCUCUCAUCGGCUUGGCCGUCAUGGGCCAGAACCUGAUCUUGAACAUGAACGAUCAUGGUUUUGUGGUGUGUGCCUUCAACCGCACUGUGUCCAAGGUGCGCGACUUCCUGCAGAACGAGGCCAAGGGCACGAAGGUGAUCGGUGCCGAGUCCCUGGAGGACAUGGUGUCCAAGCUGAAGAAGCCUCGCCGCAUCGUACUCCUGGUGAAGGCCGGCCAGGCUGUGGAUGACUUCAUCGACAAGCUGGUUCCUCUUCUUUCACCUGGCGACAUCAUCAUCGAUGGUGGCAAUUCCGAGUACAGAGAUACGACCCGACGCUGUAAGAGCUUGAAGGAGAAGAACCUGCUGUUCGUGGGCAGUGGGGUGAGCGGCGGAGAGGACGGGGCUCGCUACGGUCCCUCCCUGAUGCCCGGGGGACAAAAGGAGGCAUGGCCACACAUCAAGGAGAUCUUCCAGAGCAUCGCUGCCAAGGUGGGGACAGGAGAGCCCUGCUGUGACUGGGUGGGAGACGAGGGAGCGGGCCACUUUGUGAAGAUGGUCCACAACGGCAUCGAAUAUGGCGACAUGCAGCUCAUUUGCGAGGCCUACCACCUGAUGAAGGACGUGCUCUGCAUGGACCAUGACCAGAUGGCCCAGGCCUUCAGUGACUGGAACAAGACGGAGUUGGACUCCUUCCUGAUCGAGAUCACAGCCAACAUCCUGAAGUACCGCGAUACGGACGGCGCCCACCUGCUGCCCAAGAUCAGGGAUAGUGCGGGGCAGAAGGGCACCGGCAAGUGGACGGCUAUCUCCGCCCUGGAGUACGGCACGCCGGUCACCUUGAUAGGGGAGGCCGUCUUUGCCAGGUGCCUGUCCUCACUGAAGGAUGAACGUGUGGAGGCCAGCAAGACGCUGGGGGGUCCGCAUGGGGUCCAGUUCAAGGGUGACAAGGCUUCCUUCCUGGAGGACAUCAGAAAGGCCCUCUACGCCUCCAAGAUCAUCUCGUACACCCAGGGCUUCAUGCUUCUCCGACAGGCCGCCAAAGAGUUCGGCUGGACCCUCAACUAUGGGGCCAUCGCUCUCAUGUGGAGAGGAGGCUGCAUCAUCCGCAGUGUGUUCCUGGGGAAGAUCAAGGAGGCCUUUGACCGGGAUGGUGAGCUGCAGAGUCUGCUGCUCGACAGCUUCUUCAGCACCGCCGUGCAGGACUGCCAGGACUCGUGGCGUCGGGUUAUGAGCACUGGAGUUCAGCACGGGAUCCCCAUGCCCUGCUUCAGCACGGCCCUCUCCUUCUACGACGGUUACAGACACGCCAUGCUGCCUGCCAACCUGCUCCAGGCUCAGAGAGACUACUUCGGCGCCCACACCUACGAGCUGCUUUCCAAGCCCGGCCACUUCAUCCACACCAACUGGACGGGCCACGGCGGGAGUGUGUCCUCGUCCUCCUACAACGCUUAGGGAGCAUGGGAAUGGGGGGGGGGGGGGACAAGUCACACAUUCCUUCACUGAAACCAAACGCAAACAGUGCACCUGGGAAGUGGUGGUGGUAGCUGUUUUAAAGUGUUCCCUUUGGAACACGUAGGGACCGUUACGGUAGGGCAGACUGUGUGUGUGUGUGUGUGUGUGUGUGUGUGUGUGUGUGUGUUGCUGAUCUGUUAGGUACACUCUAGAAACGCAAGAUCUGUCGCUCAGCUUCUCCUCUUGUCCAGUCUGCCAUCGUCCACUAGAGUUUACUGUGGAUUAGGGUUCAACGCUGUACUCUUAGGUCACUAAAUAAAGAUGAAAAUCCCUUUUUAAUGAGCUUUUCCUCUC
This is a messenger RNA of Scleropages formosus (Asian bonytongue), 1879 nucleotides long. It is a transcript of the gene pgd, whose product is annotated as phosphogluconate dehydrogenase. NCBI's taxonomy places the organism in Eukaryota, Metazoa, Chordata, Actinopteri, Osteoglossiformes, Osteoglossidae. The coding region runs from base 17 to 1525 and encodes 502 amino acids. The record is from RefSeq and is a predicted model, not a curated record. Gene Ontology annotation, biological process: pentose-phosphate shunt. Gene Ontology annotation, molecular function: phosphogluconate dehydrogenase (decarboxylating) activity; NADP binding. The transcript is spliced from 13 exons.